This is a messenger RNA of Octodon degus (degu), 2616 nucleotides long. It is a transcript of the gene Trim71, whose product is annotated as tripartite motif containing 71. Lineage: Eukaryota; Metazoa; Chordata; Mammalia; Rodentia; Octodontidae. The transcript has 5 exons. Bases 1 to 2616 code for a protein of 871 amino acids. The record is from RefSeq and is a predicted model, not a curated record. Gene Ontology annotation, molecular function: zinc ion binding; protein binding; ubiquitin protein ligase activity. Gene Ontology annotation, biological process: protein polyubiquitination; proteasome-mediated ubiquitin-dependent protein catabolic process.
AUGGCUUCUUUUCCCGAGACCGACUUCCAGAUCUGCCUGCUUUGCAAGGAGAUGUGCGGCUCACCGGCGCCGCUCUCCUCCAACUCGUCCGCGUCGUCCUCAUCCUCGCAGACGUCCACGUCGUCCGGGGGCGGCGGCGGGGGCCCUGGGGCGGCGGCGCGCCGCCUACACGUCCUGCCCUGUCUGCACGCCUUCUGCCGCCCCUGCCUCGAGGCGCACCGGUUGCCGGCUGCGGGCGGCGGCGCUCCGGGAGAGCCGCUCAAGCUGCGCUGCCCCGUGUGCGACCAGAAAGUGGUGCUGGCCGAGGCGGCAGGCAUGGACGCGCUGCCUUCGUCCGCCUUCCUGCUGAGCAACCUGCUUGACGCUGUGGUAGCCACAGCAGACGAGCCGCCGCCCAAGAACGGACGCACCGGCGCACCGGCAAGCGCGGGCGGCCACAGCAACCACCGGCACCACGGGCACCACGCGCACCCGCGUGCGUCCGCCUCUGCGCCNCCGCUGCCGCCCGCGCCUCCGCCACCCGCGCCCUCGCGCUCCGCGCCUGGAGGCCCGGCCACCUCGCCGUCGGCGCUGCUUCUGCGCCGGCCCCAUGGCUGCAGCUCGUGCGAUGAAGGCAACGCAGCUUCGUCGCGCUGCCUCGACUGCCAGGAGCACCUGUGCGACAACUGCGUCCGGGCGCACCAGCGGGUGCGCCUCACCAAAGACCACUAUAUCGAGCGCGGUCCCCCGGGUCCCGCGGCCGCAGCGGCGGCGGCAGCGGCGCAGCAGCUGGGGCUCGGGCCGUCCUUUCCCGGCGCACCCUUCUCCAUACUCUCGGUGUUUCCCGAGCGCCUCGGCUUCUGCCAGCACCACGACGACGAGGUGCUGCAUCUGUACUGUGACACAUGCUCUGUGCCCAUCUGUCGCGAGUGCACCUUGGGUCGGCAUGGGGGCCACAGCUUCAUCUACCUCCAAGAGGCGCUGCAGGACUCCAGGGCACUCACCAUCCAGCUGCUGGCGGACGCACAGCAGGGUCGUCAGGCCAUCCAGCUGAGCAUUGAGCAGGCCCAGACGGUGGCAGAACAGGUAGAGAUGAAGGCCAAGGUGGUACAGUCGGAGGUGAAAGCCGUCACAGCAAGGCAUAAGAAAGCCCUGGAGGAGCGUGAGUGCGAGCUGCUGUGGAAGGUAGAGAAGAUCCGCCAGGUGAAAGCCAAGUCCCUGUAUCUGCAGGUAGAGAAACUACGGCAAAACCUCAACAAGCUGGAAAGCACCAUCAGUGCUGUUCAGCAAGUCCUGGAGGAGGGAAGGGCACUGGAUGUUUUGCUUGCCCGAGACCGGAUGCUGGCCCAGGUGCAGGAGCUGAAGACCGUGCGGAGCCUCCUGCAGCCCCAGGAAGAUGAUCGGGUUAUGUUCACGCCUCCUGAUCAGGGUCUGUACCUUGCCAUCAAGUCCUUUGGCUUUGUUAGCAGCGGGGCCUUUGCACCUCUCACUAAGGCCACAGGUGAUGGCCUCAAGCGGGCCCUCCAGGGUAAGGUGGCCUCAUUCACUGUUAUUGGCUAUGACCAUGAUGGUGAGCCCCGCCUCUCAGGAGGUGACCUAAUGUCAGCUGUGGUCCUGGGUCCUGAUGGCAACCUGUUUGGGGCGGAGGUGAGUGAUCAGCAGAAUGGGACUUAUGUGGUGAGCUACCGGCCCCAGCUUGAGGGUGAGCAUCUCGUGUCCGUGACCAUGUGCAACCAGCAUAUUGAGAACAGCCCCUUUAAGGUGGUGGUCAAGUCAGGCCGCAGCUAUGUGGGCAUUGGGCUCCCAGGCCUGUGCUUCGGCAGUGAGGGUGACAGCGACGGCAAGCUGUGCCGCCCUUGGGGUGUGAGUGUAGACAAGGAGGGCUACAUUGUUGUCGCCGACCGCAGCAAUAAUCGCAUCCAGGUGUUCAAGCCCUGUGGCUCCUUCCACCACAAAUUUGGCACCCUGGGCUCCCGGCCUGGGCAGUUCGACCGACCUGCUGGAGUGGCCUGUGACACCUCACGCAGGAUUGUGGUGGCUGACAAGGACAAUCAUCGUAUCCAGAUCUUCACCUUCGAGGGCCAAUUCCUCCUCAAGUUUGGUGAGAAAGGAACCAAAAAUGGGCAGUUCAACUACCCUUGGGAUGUGGCAGUGAAUUCUGAGGGCAAGAUCCUGGUCUCAGACACUCGGAACCACCGGAUCCAGCUGUUUGGACCUGACGGGGUCUUCCUGAAUAAGUAUGGUUUCGAAGGGGCCCUCUGGAAGCACUUUGACUCCCCAAGGGGUGUGGCCUUCAACCACGAGGGUCACUUAGUGGUCACCGACUUCAACAACCACCGCCUUCUGGUCAUUCACCCCGACUGCCAAUCAGCACGCUUUCUGGGCUCCGAGGGCACCAGCAGUGGUCAGUUCCUGCGCCCACAAGGCGUGGCAGUGGAUCAGGAAGGGCGCAUCAUCGUGGCUGAUUCCAGGAACCACCGGGUACAAAUGUUUGAGGCCAACGGCAGCUUCCUGUGCAAGUUUGGUGCUCAGGGCAGUGGCUUUGGGCAGAUGGACCGCCCCUCAGGCAUCGCUAUCACCCCCGAUGGAAUGAUCGUUGUGGUGGACUUCGGCAACAAUCGAAUCCUCAUCUUCUAA